This is a messenger RNA of Rhizophagus irregularis DAOM 181602=DAOM 197198, 1139 nucleotides long. Lineage: Eukaryota; Fungi; Glomeromycota; Glomeromycetes; Glomerales; Glomeraceae. The record is from RefSeq and is a predicted model, not a curated record.
CCAUCAACAGCAAAAGUUGAAUUACCUUUGGAUUUCGCUGAUAAUUCAGGAAAUUUUGUUAAAACCAUGAAUAUUAUUAAACGAGAAUCCAAACGUUUAAGUACCAUGAUGAUUAAUGAUGGAAAUACCAACGAUAUUAAUUCUUACCUUGAUGAUUCGAAUAAUAAUAAUGAAACGUUUAAGUACCAUGAUGAUUAAUGAUGGAAAUACCAACGAUAUUAAUUCUUACCUUGAUGAUUCGAAUAAUAAUAAUGAAAGUUUAAGUCCAACUUUUGAUCAUCAACAAUUUCCUUCAUCAAAUUCAUCAUUAGAAUAUUCAACUGAAGAUUUUUAUUCAGAAUAUUUCUCUGAAAAGAAUGCAAAAGAUCGAGCUAUUUAUUUCGCUUGUAGAAUAAAAAAACAAUUACCAACAAUUUUUUCUGGUAUACAAUUAAAUAUAUCAAAAGAAUGUCCUGAAUCAAUUCCUGAAAUAUCUCCUUUUGAUAUAACGAAAAUGGUUGCGGAUCGUUUAUUUACUUUAACUUAUAUAAAUGAAAUGAUGCCUUCAUUUUCUCGUGAACGUACAAAAAUUUUAGAAAAACUUGAUAUGAAAUUAUCAAAACAAGGAGAUUCUAAAUUAUCUCAAAAAAUUGGUGGACGAGAAGCUUUUUUUGCUUUUCGGUAUACUUUGGAUCAUUAUUUUAAACAUAAUAUUUUACCUUCACAAAAAACAUUAAUGGUUGAAAGAGCAAGAAAGAUUAUACAACAAUGUAUUGAAAGUGAAGAAAAAUUAAGUGAUAGAGAACGUGAAUGUAUGUAUUGUUUUCAUCGUUUGAUGAGUGGAAUGAAUUGGGAUAAUGAUGAUAUGGAUCCAAGUGUAUGUGGUUUAAAUGAUUAAACGUAAACGUAAUUUAUUAUUAUUUAUAAAGUAUAUAUAAAGUUUAUAUAAAGUGUGUUGAUAGUUUAUUUUUUACUGUUUUAUUUUUAGUGUUUAGUAUUUUUUGUAGAUAGUUAAAUCAUUUUCUUUCUUUUUUUAAUAAAUAAUUAUAUAAAGUUUUUUACUUCAAAUCACCGGGGGUGAGUAUCACCGUUAGCCAGAAUUAUCAAAUUUUACUGGCAUUCUAUUUUUUUAAUGCUGGUCGAUCAUCAUAAUUUCAGUC